UGUGGCCAUAUUUGAGACUCGGGUUUAAAACGUGAUAGAGCGACACCUUAUGGUUAAGCAGGGAGCUGUACUCUGCUUUGGAGGACGGACGUCGAAGACAAACUUGCAGGCUGUUUGCAGGAGCCGUAGAAGUUUUAAUCCAAAAAUGGCAACACAGGAGGAAUUCUUCUCGGGCAUUCCGAAGAUCCCAUACUUACCGAGUGCUGGGCCUGGAGAUGUCAUGUGCUUCAAACACUACAAUGCAGAAGAGGUGCUGAUGGGGAGGAAGAUGGAGGACUGGCUGAGGUUUUCAGUCUGCUAUUGGCACUCCUUCUGUGGCACUGGAGCUGAUCCUUUUGGGUCUCCGACCCUCCACCGGCCCUGGAAUGAAGGAACUCCUAUGGAAUCAGCCAAGAAGCGACUGCGGGCUGCUUUUGAGUUUUUCACCAAGCUUGGUGUGAAAUACUACACAUUUCAUGACAGGGAUAUGGCUCCUGAGGGCUCCACUCUGGAGGAGUCCAACAGGAAUCUGAAUGAAUUAACAGACCUGGCUCUCCAGCUGCAGAACCAGACUGGAAUCAAGGUGCUGUGGGUCACCUGCAAUCUCUUUGCCCACCCAAGGUAUAUGAAUGGUGCAGCCACCAACCCUGACUGUCAUGUUCUGGCCUAUGCUGGCGCUCAGGUUAAGAAGGGACUUGAUACUGCCAAGAAGCUGGGUGCAGAAAAUUUUGUGUUUUGGGGAGGAAGGGAAGGCUUCCUUUCCAUCCACAAUACUGAUGUUGCUGCUGAACUGAAGCACAUGGCCAACUUCUUCAACAUGGCUGUCAAGUACAAAGAGAAGAUUGGGUUGAAGUGCCAGUUUCUUAUUGAACCUAAGCCUAAGGAGCCCUGCAAGCACCAGUAUGACUAUGAUGCAAUGAGUGUCAUGGGAUUCCUUAAGCAUUAUGGUCUGGAGAAUGACUUUAAGUUGAACAUUGAGCCCAACCACACCACCCUGGCAGGACACUCUUACGAACAUGAUGUUGUCAUGGCUUCUGCCUUUGGCAUGCUGGGUUCAGUUGACGCAAACACCGGCUCUCCAGACCUGGGCUGGGACACAGACCAGUUCCCCAUGGACAUCAGGAACACCACCUUGGUCAUGAAGACCAUCGUUGAACAAGGUGGUCUGCAGCCAGGAGGCCUGAACUUUGAUGCUAAGGUGCGCCGGGAGUCCACAGACCUGGAGGACCUGUUCAUCUCUCACAUCGGAGCCAUGGACUCCUUCGCAAGAGGACUCAGAAAUGCUGUUUGCAUUAUUGAGGACGGGCUCCUCGCUGGUAUGGUGAAGGAGCGAUACUCAAGCUACAGUCAUGGCAUUGGAAAGAAAGUGGAGGAAGGUUCCGCCUCCUUUGAGGAAAUGGAGGCCUUCAUCAAGCAGAACGGGGAGCCGAAAGUGACUUCAGGGAAGCAAGAAAAACAUGAAUGCAUUUUUAAUCGUUACAUAUAAUAGAAACAUCACUCUCCUGUGUCUGCAUAGGACAUACUAAGCUUUGACACAGAUAGAAGCUGUCCUGCAUGGCGCAGUGGUGAAACACAUCAGAGUGUCAGUGUCAGAAAGGUAGAGAGCUGUAUUCAUCCCACUGGGGUUGCAGUUGUUCCACUAACUAAAAAAGCACCCAUAAAGAUACUAAAUACUGCAAGCAAAAAGCUGAAAUGUUAAAAUAUCCUUGACAGACUAACUGACAGACUUAUUCAACAUAACAUGUUGGGAAUCUGUGUAUCUGUAUGUAUUUGUAGUGCUAUUGACAUAUCAUCUAGUGUUUGAUACACUGAGAGGCUAUAUUCCUAUUAGCUGAGGACUACUGUUCACUGUGUAAUAAAACACAUUCACAAUGCAGUUAA
This is a messenger RNA of Perca flavescens (yellow perch), 1860 nucleotides long. RefSeq names its product xylose isomerase. Lineage: Eukaryota; Metazoa; Chordata; Actinopteri; Perciformes; Percidae. Gene Ontology annotation, molecular function: xylose isomerase activity. Gene Ontology annotation, biological process: carbohydrate metabolic process. The transcript has 14 exons. The record is from RefSeq and is a predicted model, not a curated record. The coding region runs from base 50 to 1465 and encodes 471 amino acids.